Molecule: messenger RNA, 321 nt
Organism: Sungouiella intermedia
Lineage: Eukaryota; Fungi; Ascomycota; Pichiomycetes; Serinales; Metschnikowiaceae
Source: the annotation of a GenBank genome assembly
AUGUCUUCUGCUCUAUUUGGUUCCAUCGAUCCGUCUACAAGGUACUUACUUAAUGAAGAUCCUAAGUCUCCAUCUGGAUUCCUUGACCAUUUUUCGUCUUUGACUUUGGAAAGUAAAGGUUCAGUUGCCAGAGAUCAUGGUAAGCAACACGGAUCCUUGGCUCGUGCCGGUAAGGUUAAGUCUCAAACUCCAAAGGUUGACAAAACUGAGAAGCCAAAGAAGCCUCAGGGAAGAGCUUACAAGAGAUUGUUGUACACCAGAAGAUUCGUUAACGUUACUUUGGUUAACGGUAAGAGAAAGGCUAACUCUAACGCUGCUUAA